Trypanosoma cruzi is the source of this 2265-nucleotide messenger RNA. RefSeq lists its product as uncharacterized. Bases 1 to 2265 code for a protein of 754 amino acids. The record is from RefSeq and is a predicted model, not a curated record. The transcript has a single exon. Gene Ontology annotation, biological process: signal transduction. Gene Ontology annotation, molecular function: 3',5'-cyclic-nucleotide phosphodiesterase activity. Lineage: Eukaryota; Euglenozoa; Kinetoplastea; Trypanosomatida; Trypanosomatidae.
AUGAAGGCACCUGCAGCGCAUGUCCCAGUGAAGCGCAUUGCGGAUUCCAGGCCAAAUGAGCGACUCAUGGCUUUAUUCAUUGCCCAGCUAAGGAAGCGUCUUGCGGAGUCGACAAGCCUGGAUGAGUUUAAUAAUUGGAUGAAUGAACAAUAUCAGGCUUUGGAAGCCUCACUGUUGGAGCCGCAAUCGCUGCGACCGCUUGUGGAUGCAGUUGGUGAGGCCGUCCUCACCCCGACGUCUCAGGAAACGCUAACAGAGUGCGGUGACGAAUACAUUGAACACGGGGUUUACUGGGCCCCGGAGACGCAAGGGAAUCCAUGCACCACAUUUUCUUCAACGACGGAAUCAUUCCGUGUGAACACACCAGCGAGCAUUGGGAAAUUAAAUCGAGCUUCCCCAAGAGCAGCAAACGCUGCCGAAACCAAUACACAAAACUUAUUGCAGCAUGAAAUGAAUAGGCUUUUGCUGUCACCAAGAAGUACCGGUCCUGGUGAGGACGUCAAAACCGAAAAGGAAGCACUUUCCGUUCUUCAACUGUCAUCUGUGUGGGCACCAAGCAUUUUUCACCGUGGUAUUGCGAAACCACUGGGCCGCGGCAAACCGUACCGCGGGAGCGAAACCAACCCGCUCGGAUUUGGCGACAGUCACGGCAGCGAAAACCAGUCGUAUUCAAUACUCCCAGACAGCAUCCAUGGCGCAUCGACUGUGAGUCAUCGCACUGGAGCGCCGCCCCUUCGGAAUGGCGUCUCAAUCCUUGACAUUGGAAGCAACGGUGACUUUGGUGAAGGCAUGCCAGCGUUCUCUCUUGAUGGGCGAUUAACAAAUCAGGGACCAAUUUUUUCCCGUUCCUCUUCGCGUCAUUCACCCGUUUUUCGCCCGAUUGAUCAGGUCCAGGAGGCACUCCGCAGCGUCGGGGUUCCAUUUCUAGGGGAUGUGAACUCCUCCAAUGUGGACAUAUUGCAUUAUCGGCAAUGUUAUGGCCCCAAAGCCUACGUGUACACAUGUCUGAAUGUUCUGCUCCGCUACAACUUUUCUGUGCGGUUUGGCUUUAAUGUGCGGCGGCUGUACUGCUUCUACAACACCGCCGUCAAUUACAUUUUUCCGGGGAAUCCAUUUCAUAAUGCAUACCAUGCAUCGGAUAUUGUUUUAGCGGCCAAUCAGUUUUUGUCGGAGCCGCACGUGGCGGAGAACUUCAGUGAUGAGGAGCUUUUCAGUUUUCUUUUUGCCUCCACUGUGAUGAAGCUGGGUCAUGUGGGGAUGACAAACGCAUUUUUGAUUAAAAUACACCACCCGUAUGCUGCAUUGUACGGAUUUUUUUCUCCACAGCAGAGCGUUAGCCUUGCAUUGGGGUUGACAUUGCUAGACACGCCGGAGUGCUGCUUUCCAACCGUUGCCUCUUCACAGGAGAGCGAUCACGAUUCAACGCCGUCGGUGUGGACACAUGAAAAAGGGGUUGAAUUAUAUGAAAUGACAGCGCAACUUAUCAUUUCCACGGAUGAACGUCGUCACCAAGUGCUGCUCAAUCAGCUUCAACAAAUACUGCGGGAAGGUGCGGGGAAUGUCGUGCGUGAAAGCCACCUGAUGAUCAUCCUUCAGAAUGUUCUUCAUGCCGCGGACUUUUGUUAUGUUUUUCGUCUUUCAUCCGUGUACCGAAUUGCCGCCGCAUGUGCCGUGGCUGAGGUGUAUCAACAGAACCAGACACGCAUUUGGCUCACGGAAAGGGGACUGCGACAGUGGCCCUGGAACGGACCUCACGCCGCCACUGCAGGGGAAAAACGGGCCAAGGAGUCAAACAAUAACAUACUUGGAGGUUUCUUUUCUUGCGAGGGAUCUUUCUAUGGCAUGGGCGAAUGCCGUGAACCCGAAAAAGUGCCGUCCAUGUACUCAGAUUUGACGGAGGGCCUCACCCCCAGCAAUCCUUCCCUUACGCCCUCGGUGGGUCAUAUCGGGGAAGCAUCGGGCUUUUCUCCACUGCACCACGCUAAGGUGCUGCAGACGGCGGUUUUGGAGACGGUGUUCCUGCCGUUUAUAUUUACCCUUUCGCCAUUCGUGCCGGACUACUGGUUGACGAAUGCACAGAGCAAUUUGGUGUGGUUGGGGGAAUUCUCUGCGGAUGCCUUUGAGGCCGAUGUGAUGGGGUUAUUGCGCCAUCCGGAGACCGGCGGACUUCGGCUGCGGUCAAUUGGCGCCAAUGGCUUUGAGCGUCGGGUGCUUCGGCGCAUUGUUGAUCCACUUUUUCAGCAACACACGGAGGAGACGAAGUAG